ACUGCUGACUGCAAAGAUGAUCCGAAUGUCAACUGUGCUAAAUAUCUACCACAAUGUUCAGACGAGCUUUAUGACGAAUUAAUGAGAAGAUACUGCCCGAAAACCUGUAAUAAAUGUGGACCAUAUGUGCCACCCUGCCGCGACGCCUCAAACAACUGCGAGGCGUGGAAACAAAAUGGAUUCUGCGAAAGUACGUUCUACACGCAAGAUGUGAAGAAAGAGUACUGUGAAAAGACAUGCGGAUUCUGUUAG
This is a messenger RNA of Strongylus vulgaris, 252 nucleotides long. NCBI's taxonomy places the organism in Eukaryota, Metazoa, Nematoda, Chromadorea, Rhabditida, Strongylidae. The record is from the annotation of a GenBank genome assembly.